AUGGCAUCCCUCACUUCCGAUCCGUAUCUAACCCCAGCCAUGAAAGCCCCGCCAGGCCUUCACUCCAACCUGAUCGAUCCACCCUCGACAGGCUACUCGACCAUCAUCAUCUGCAUUCUGGUCAUCGUUCUCUCAACCCCUUUCGUCGUACUGCGGUGCUGCGUCCUGGGCUGGAUGUUCGAAAUCGCACUCACUGGUCUCCUCUUCAAAGCAAUCAACUAUGGCGGUGGUACUGAUCUGUGGAACGUGUCCAAGUCAAAGUAUAUGCAUUUUACUAAACUCUUCCACGACAUCGAAAUCAUUGCCCGAAUAGGAAUGUUCUUUACCAAAGCUUCCAUCGUCCUCCUCUAUCAACGCUUAUUUCUCCCCCCUGGUACGGGGCGCUCGCAUAUCUGGUGGAGUCUAAAUGGAGAAUACAACGCUGACUUCGAGCCCUACUCUAGCAUCUGGUUCGUCUUUUACUGGAACCUUCUCUACGCGCUCGCCCUCGUCCUUACCGUUGCGACCGAAUGCGUUGGCAAGGCCGACAAGGUUGCAAGGGGAGACCAAUGCCUUGAUGAAUACGCCGUACUUAUCUGCGCUAGCGUCAUCAACGUUGUGAGCGAUCUUAUGAUUCUGGUUAUUCCGAUCGCCGCGAUCUGGGGACUGCAUAUGGCCAAGGAGAAGAAACUAAGGUUGAGCGCGGUUUUUGCUGUAGGGUCGCUAGGUGUCCUAGCCAGCGUCGCCCGCUUAGGCUACCAAAUCCCCGAAGCCAAGAAACCGAAUCAGACUAUCAUUGUCAUGAUCUUAACCGAGUUGAACAUCGUCGAACACAUGGUUGGCCUCAUAGUCUCCUCCAUGCCCAGCCUUCCAGCCUUCGUUCGUCACCUCCACGGCGCCGCCCCCUCUACAUCAACCUGGUUCGAACCUUUGAGCCAACGAGAAAACAAAAGGUCGUCAGAAAGAAGUGUCCUUUGGUUUAAGAGGAGCCCGAACCCUGAUCGCGGUCGGGGCGGGGCAGGGAUGGGGCUCGACGACCCAUCUUUGCUCUAUAGUGCCAACAGCGGGCAUGGGGAUGCUGGGUAUGAGGAACUGACGGACUUGGAGGGCCAGAAGGGGACGCAGACUAAGCGAGAAGGGCUGGAGGAGUUCAUGGAGAACGUGGCUACGACGACUGUGGGGGUCGAGAAUAGAGGAGGAUGA
Messenger RNA from Letharia lupina, 1182 nucleotides. RefSeq lists its product as uncharacterized. The record is from RefSeq and is a predicted model, not a curated record. The transcript has 6 exons. NCBI's taxonomy places the organism in Eukaryota, Fungi, Ascomycota, Lecanoromycetes, Lecanorales, Parmeliaceae. Bases 1 to 1182 code for a protein of 393 amino acids.